CAAGGACACCCUUUCAGCCAGCUGCACUGUGCUACUAUACUGAACCCAACCAAAACAUGGAGUGUGAGCUCAAGAAUAUAGUACUGAGACCUGGAGAUCAACUGAAAAUACAGGGGAAAGUUCUCAGUGAUCCGGAGAGGUUCCAGAUUGAUCUUGGUGCUGAUAAAGAUAACCUGUCCCUGCACUUCAACCCACGCUUCAAAGAUGAUGUAGCGAUUGUCUGCAACUCCAAACAUGAAAGUGUCUGGGGUGACGAGGAAAGGCAUACCAACAACCCCUUUCAGCCAGGCACAACCGUGACGCUUAAAGUAAAGAUGACUGGCAACCUGUUUGAGGUGGAACUGCCCAAUGGAGAGGAGAUCCAAUUCCCUAAAAGAGAAGGCCUUGAUGUAAUCAGUUAUGUUAGGGUCAAAGGUGAUUUUAAGCUCACCUCUUUCAAGAUCUAUUGAGAUCUUUAUUUUAUAAUUUAUCCAGAUGCAUUUCACCUCUGACAUUGUGUCAUUUAAAUGCAUACAUCAAUAAAAGAUGCUUAAAAAACAAACAAACUAUGCACUGCCUAAAAGUCUGUGAAAAUAUACACUAAGUGAGUUGGAACAUGGCUGCAUGAUAUGCAUCACUAUUCUUUAAAUUCACCAGCAGCCUCUUGGCAUAUAAAAGCCUAUGACUUUCAUAACUCAUAGAACAGAUGUUUGGCCACAGAACUGCACAACACUGAACAUUGUAUGUUGUGCUUUUUGUAUGACAACCCUAGGACAUAUUUUAUAAAUCACUUUAGGUGUUACUACCUAAACAGUUAACCAGUUAAUGCCAGAUGGCUAUUCUGAUUAAACAACACAUGCAGAUACAGAGUAUCGGUCACCAUUUCAAGAAGGCUGGAGGGAACCGUGCGCCCUCUAGUGGUAUCUAAAGUGUUUUGCAGGUUGGCUAGAAAGUGACUGAAUUGUGUAACUUUUAUGGAACUGAACUGAACUUUUAUGGAAUGUCUCUGCUCAUUUUAGAGUAUCAAUAUUUAAGCACUGUUUGUAUGUUUCAAAGUAAAAAUUGGAAUGUAAUGUCCUCUAAAAUAAAAAAAAAGGUUGGUAGCUGUAGAAAAGGUGGGUAGGCACCAAUGUUUAGAAAAAAACGGUACUUCUCAGGAUUCCUAUAAUGGACAAUAAAGACUCAUGAUUUUAUUC
Clupea harengus (Atlantic herring) is the source of this 1175-nucleotide messenger RNA. Its product is annotated as galectin-2-like. Gene Ontology annotation, molecular function: carbohydrate binding. NCBI's taxonomy places the organism in Eukaryota, Metazoa, Chordata, Actinopteri, Clupeiformes, Clupeidae. The record is from RefSeq and is a predicted model, not a curated record.